AUGAGAGAGACAGAACCAAGAAAUUCAAUUCCAGUUCAAUUGCAGCCCAGGUGUUUCAGAAAAUGCCUAAAAGAAACCGAGCCUGGCCAAAAGCAGAGAGCUACUGAAAUGCAAUUCUUGGUGGGAAUGGUGAAAUGGGUAUCCUUGAAUUUCGACAUUGUGGCGCUGGAAGUGGUGAUUCUCUGCACAGCUCAUGAUUCAGAACCAGAAUUGAGGCACAAUGAACAAAACCCUAAAAGCAAAAUGAACUAA
Prunus armeniaca (apricot) is the source of this 252-nucleotide messenger RNA. NCBI's taxonomy places the organism in Eukaryota, Viridiplantae, Streptophyta, Magnoliopsida, Rosales, Rosaceae. The record is from the annotation of a GenBank genome assembly.